Molecule: messenger RNA, 5541 nt
Organism: Prunus armeniaca (apricot)
Lineage: Eukaryota; Viridiplantae; Streptophyta; Magnoliopsida; Rosales; Rosaceae
Source: the annotation of a GenBank genome assembly
AUGUUGGUUUUGCUCCCCAUGCCUCAUGCCACUCAUGCUGAGCCUGAAAACCAUCUACAAAAAGGGGCAAUCUCCUCAGUCCACCUUUUGCAGCAGCCCAGCCCGUUAGCUGCAGGAAGAAAAAGUCCCCUACAUAAAUUGGCGACUUCACUGGGGAUUAAGCCAUUAUCUUCAUCAAUGCCUCCAAGAAAGAAGACCAGAAGCAACAACAUAACUUCCCAGGAUGGGCCAAGCCAUGCUGACUCAGAGUCAAGGCAACAUGCCUCUUCUAGAGAAGAAGAACGUGCAAGUGAGGGAACUUUUACCCUCACAGAUCUUGUUGCAGCCAUUCGUGCUAUGGGUGACACCCAGAGGGAGAUGGCAGAGAUGAUAAAAGAACUCAAAAAUUCGGCUCCAAAGCCAAGUGAAGUGAAUGAGAAGCACCCACAGGAGGAAUCUGCGGCUGCCGGAAAGGAGUCUGAGCAGAAGGGACCAUCUUUUGUCACUCAGGAGGACGUUGUUGCCAUGCUGGAAAAGGAGCUGAGUCGAAGUCAGGAAGAUUGGAAGUAUCUUCCUCAGCCGCCAUAUCCAUCAAGCUUACUCCAGCAGCCAUAUCCUAAAGGCUAUGAAGCACCGACCUUUGUCCUCUUUGAUGGACGAAAGGGGAGCCCGAAAGAGCAUGUCAAUCGCUUCAUCGAUGCCUUGGGACCGUAUGCUGGUGAUCAUAAUCUUCGACUUAGAGAAUUUUCAAAGAGUCUCACCGAUCGUGCUUACACAUGGUAUACAACGUUGGCACCAGGCUCUAUUCAUUCCUGGGAAAGUCUGGCAAGCAGGUUCUGUAAGAAGUAUUUCCAGCAUGAAGAACGAGUCACCACCACUCAACUCAACAACACCCGCCAAAAGCAUGGUGAGGAUCCCGUGGACUUUGUACGCAGGUUCCGGGACCUGGCAUUGGAUUGCUAUGAUGAGAAAGACGAGGAGGCGCUUGUUGAAAUUUGCAUCAGCAAUAUCGUGGCAGAUUAUAGAGUGUAUUUGGAGAAUAUUGGCAUUAGUCAAUUUUCUCGGCUGCUGGAAGCUGUGAGGAAGACGAGCAUGUCCGUCAGGCCACCAGGACAAAGGACUUGGAGGAAUGAGAAGAAGGAAGCGCAUCAGACAUUAGCAAUAGAUGACAAGCCCUCCAAUGACUACAAUUCACGCAAACGCAAGGAUAGAGAGACGUAUCCACCACUACCAUGCAAAGAUGAAGAAUUUCAUGCUAUCCUUGACACAAUGAUUGCUGAUGGCGUAAUCAAACCUGUCAGACCCUACAAGGUUCCUACUCGAGAGGAAAAGAAUGAUCCUAGGUACUGCCGUUAUCAUCAAUUUGUGGGGCAUCCGACCACUGCCUGUCAAAGUCUGAGGAGGAUUCUACACGCCAAAAUACAUGAGGGAGUCCUUGAACUUCCCUCUAGGAAGCAAACGAUUGAUGAGGACCCCUUGCCAAAACGAAGGGGAAAGGAGGUAGCCGCUGUCAUUACAUGUUCUGAUGAUUUACUUGAUGAUGAUGAAUUGUGCCACCCUUGGAGGAAUGACCCAAAGCCGCCGGAAGCCAUAUGGGAACCUUGCGGAAACAUGGAAAAGGCAUAUUGGUGUAAAUAUUCGAGGCCUUCAAGUUACAACACACCAUGGCCACUUGCUGAUGGAUGGGGUGACAACUCAGGCAGCGAAAUUUUUGUUUUGGACAUGCCGGAAGAACGCUACUCGGGGGCUUUAUCGGAGCAGCAGGAAGCAGCUGCCGUGACAUUUCACAAUAUCACGGAAGCUGAAACAAGUGUGAUGGAACGUUAUUUAAGCAUGAAACAGGGGCCCACAGCUUCACAGGUCCUUCAAAGAAACCCAAAGUUCAAAUCACUCUUUGACCAACUUGGCUUCGGGCCGCAAGCAAGAGAAGCAGCUGUUGUAGCCCUGAUGAAUAUCUCUGAGGAGUCUAAUUCUCAAUGCUUUACAACUCAACCACAAAGGUCAUUCUUGGGAAAUGACAAUGCUAUUGUCUUUACGGACGAAGACAUGGAAGUUCCAUACCCGGACCAUAGGAGGCCGCUUUACUUGGAGGGACAGAUCAAUGAUGUGUUCAUAAGGAGAGCUUUGGUGGACACGGGUUCCUCUGUCAACAUAUUACCUCUGUCUGUGCUUACGGCAGCUGGUAUCCCAUUGUCCAAAAUUGUCCAAUCACAAACAAACAUCAGUGGUUUCGGGAAUAAGAGUGAGGUCACAGUCGGGCAUCUACAAGUACAUUUGAAGGUUGGGCCAAUUCGGUCACUUACUAAGUUCUAUGUUGUGGAUGUGGAUGUGGCUUACCAUGCUUUGCUUGGAAGGCCAUGGCUCAACAAGCAUAAGCUUGUGGUUUCUACCUAUCAUCAAUGCGUAAAAGGAAGGAUUGGGCUGAGGCCGCUACGCAUACCUGGAAACCAAGCACCUUUCAACAAAGAUGAAGCUCACUACUCUGAAGCAGAAUUCUACACUGAAUGCACAGGUGCUGGAAGCAAUCCAUCCAAGGAUUUCGGGACCUACCUUCCUUCGUGGACUGAAAUUCGUGAUUUAAGCAAUGAGGAGCUCAUCACCAUUGUUGAUCGAGAAAGAAAGAGGCACUCGGAAGUCAACAACCAUGCCUAUGAUCAUCCCCAAUGCUCAAAGGAGCCAAUGGCAGCACCCAGACACAUGCAAGAUGGAUCGUCAGCAGUAGCUGAGCAGCUGGAAACAAUUGAUUUGAGUGAGGAUCCCUCUGCCCCAAGGCCCAUUUCCAUAAGUGUUCAUUUAACAAGUGAGGAGAGGGCGGCCUUGAUAUCUUUGCUAAAGGAAUUUCGAGAUGUGUUCGCUUGGAGCUAUGAGGAAAUGCCUGGUCUGAACCCAAGCUUAGUAAGUCAUACUCUGAAUAUUGAGCUUGGUACAAAACCUAUCGUGCAAGCAAGAAGGAAUUUUCAUCCUGAAGUUGAGAAGCAAAUCAAGGUGGAAAUUGAAAAGUUGUUAGCUGCCGGAUUUAUUAAACCAAUCAAGCAUCCUACGUGGCUAGCGAAUAUUGUCCCUGUGAAGAAGAAAACCGGUGUGAUCAGAAUAUGCACGGAUUAUCGAGAUCUCAACCGAGCUUGCCCAAAGGAUGAGUUCCCGCUGCCAAACAUGGAUAUCUUAAUUGAUUCGACCUCGGGUCAAGGCUUGUUGUCAUUCAUGGAUGGGUUUAGUGGCUACAAUCAGAUCAAGAUGUCUCCCAAGGAUGCUGAAAAGACAGCCUUUCGGACACCGUAUGGGAAUUUUUAUUAUACGGUCAUGCCAUUCGGCCUCAAAAAUGCUGGCGCCACCUACCAAAGAGCUAUGACAGCGGUGUUUCACGACAUGAUGGGAAAAGAAGUUGAAGAUUAUGUGGAUGACCUUGUGGUGAAGUCCAAAACCAGAGAAGGCCAUCAAGAAGUUUUAAGGAGAGUGCUGGAAAGGUGUCGGCUGUACAGUUUGAAGAUGAAUCCAAAGAAGUGUGCGUUCGGGGUUUCAUCUGGUAAAUUCUUGGGGUUUCAAGUACAUCAGCGUGGCAUAGACGUGGAUCCUGAGAAGACUAAAGCCAUAAAUUCUCUUGCACCGCCUAAAAGCCCAAAAGAAUUGAAAAGCUUUAUGGGAAGAUUAUCAUAUAUUCGGCGCUUUAUCCCAGGUCUUGCUGCCACCAUGAGUGCUUUUACUCCAUUGCUCAAGAAAGGCAAGAGGUAUGAAUGGAGUGAGAAGUGCCAAGAAGCUUACAAGAAGGUGCAACAAAUAAUCGCCAAGCUGCCCACUAUGAAAGCACCUAUUCCGGGGCUUCCUCUCAAACUUUAUUUGGCUGCAACAAACACAGCGGUUGGGGCCUUACUUGCUCAAGAUGAUCACAGUGGGGAAGAAAGUCCUAUUUAUUACGUAAGUAGGCAACUAAGGGGGUCUGAAGUAAGAUAUCCGAAAACUGAAAUUUUGUGCCUUGCUCUUGUCUAUGCUGCACAGCGCUUGCGACAUUACUUCCUUGCUCACAAGCUACAUCUCAUGGUGAAGUCUGAUCCCGUAAGAUAUUUGCUUACAAGGCCGAUAUUAUCCGGACGCCUUGCACGUUGGUUGCUACAGCUGUCCGAGUUCGAUAUCACCUGCACUACUCCAAAAGCCAUCAAAGGGCAGGCCGUUAUUGACAUGUUGGCUCUAUUUCCCGAAGUUGAAGAAUCAACAAUCUCUAAGGAAGUUCUGGGGGAGCUGCCGGAAAUGGUUGCUGUUGUCACGGAGGCAGAACCAUGGACCCUCUACUUCGAUGGGUCUUCUACAUCGAAGAGUGGAGGGGCAGGUGUGGUGCUUGUCAAUCCCGAGGGGCAAGCUACGGCCCUCUCGUUUAAGCUAAAUUUCCCAUGCACGAAUAAUACGGCAGAGUACGAAGCUUUUAUUGCAGGGAUGUCUACAGCAAGGGAAAUGGGUGUCGAAAGAAUUAAAAUUAUUGGGGAUUCAAACUUGGUGCUGAGUCAAUUACAAGGAAAUUUCGCGGUGAAGGAACCAGCGUUGGCACCAUAUCGUACAGCUGCUGAAAGGCUUGUUCGUUCGUUCAAACAAGUUGUGUUGGAACAUAUCCCGGGAGUCACUAACAGAUAUGCUGAUGCGUUGGCCACUUUGGGGUCGAGGCUCUCAUUUAUUGACGAACAGCCCAAUAUUGCAGUAAUCAAGAGGGACACGCCAGUUGUUGAAGCAAUGGCUCAAGAGGAGCGGCUGGAAGAGGAUGACUGGAGGAAACUUGUGAAAGAAAAAAUAGGCAAAGGAAGCAACAUCAAAGAAUUGAAGGAUUAUGCGAUCAUCUUUGGGGAACUGUACAGACGCCUUCCGGGAGGUAUUUUGACCCGCUGCAUAGGGAUAACAGAAGCAGAGGAGAAGCUUCAAGAGGUACAUGAGGUCACUUGCAAUUUGGAGCCAAUAAUCAGCUUGUACCGGCGCCUGCAGCGCAAGGGUUAUUACUGGCCAGAAAUGAGGAAACAAGCAGCUGAAAUACAAGCCAAUUGUCCCAAGUGUGCAAAAAUACCUUCCACCGAGGAAUCAUUCACCGUCUCAUUUGCGGAGGAUUGGAGGGCUCCAUACUUGGCAUCCUUCAUCAAUGGAGUCUUGCCAACCAAUCCCAAGCAUGCACGCAAGCUCAAAAGGACAAUGAAAAGAUACUUCAUAGAUGGGUCAACUCUUUACCGUAAGGGGUUUAAUGGUGAGCCAUUAAAAUGCUUGGGAAAGUCUGAGGCACAGCAAGUCAUGCAAGAGAUUCAUGCUGGAGAAUGUGGUGAACACCAAGGAAUGAAGAAGCUUUACCGGCAGCUGCUGAGUGUUGGGUAUUAUUGGCCUACAAUGAAGAAUGAUGCAUACGACUUUGUGAAGAGGUGUCACACAUGUCAAGUUCAUGCCAAUUUAAGCCAUAAGCCUCCCACGCUGCUGCAAGACAUGCGCACCCCUUGGCCCUUCCAUACUUGGGGGCUUGAUUUGAUCGGGACUAUUCAUCCACCAUCCGACAGCUACAUAUGGAUCCUCACGGCCACCGAAUAUUUACAAAGUGGGUAG